AUGGCUCAAACCAUUCGAGCACUAGAGCAACUGGUUGAAGAAGCUGUGAAACUCGCCGAAAAUGCCGGGUCUGUUCAAGACGACAGUCUCGUACCCGAACACAACGGAAAUCUGCCCAGACCACCGAAUCGGCCGCCGCUAGGUCUCGCAAAGAAGAUCAGCAAAUAUCUGGAAGAAGUCUCCUCAAGAACAUGCAACAUCGUAUCCUCGCCAAAAGGCGGGCAUUCCCUAAAGUCGCGAACAUCUGUUGCGGAAAUGCGUGCAAGCAGUUACGAGAGAAAAAUGGGAGAUUCUGCUCCUCGCAGCCGGAAGACGCGUAGUACCGAUGACCCACAAAUUCUCCUUCCGCAACCUGUCGCUGAGUCUUUGGAGGAGAGGAAGAAAAAAUUGUCGAGGGACAGAAGAUCAAGAGCAUUGGCUGCAGAGCCCAGGAACGGACCAGCUCAAUUCCUAUCCCCUCCGCAAAUUGGCCCUCGUACCACAUCCUCCAGAGGUAUCGCAGAAAGGAGAUCUUCGGCCUCGAGGCCAGCGCCAACCUUGACGCUGAACACCGGGCAGCAGGUUGUACAGUUCGAUGAAGACCAGGAACCAUUGUUAGGUGCCCCUCGACUGGGUCACGAAAGGCAUUUCAGUGAGAUGUUUGGCAUUCCAUCCCGGCAUGUGAGCAUCAAUAUGGAACAUCCAUCGCCAUAUCCAUCCUACACGGUUGACCUCAAUGGUGUACAGCAUAUCGACCUGCCAGAGCGAGCAGAACAUUUGGAUGUUCGCACCACUUGUCACCAUGCACCUGUGGCUCGAAAUUGGCCACCGUCUCGAAAGCGAUUCGCUGCGGUGGUGAGCUGCAUCAAUGUCGCCUGUCUAGGUUUACUUCUCGGCAUAUAUGCAGGAGAAGUCCCGGCAAUUCAGUAUGUCGUUGUCGAUUUCAAUCGUCAUGUCAUUCUUGGGAACCUCUUCCUCUAUCUUGGACUUGCCGUUCCGUCCUUGGUAUUCUGGCCCCUUCCCUUGUUGCACGGACGGAAACCUUACACCCUUGCAGCACUCACCUUGACAUUAUGUCUGCAGAUACCUCAGGGGCUCAUGAUCACGUCAUUCAGAUCCCCUGAUUUGAAGAGAUAUCGCAUUAUUCUCCUGCUUUCUCGUGGAUUGUCAGGUUUUGUUCUUGGUUUCGCUGACAUCAACAACCUCGCCACAUUGUUGGAUAUCUUCGGCGCAUCGUUAAAGAGCAGUGACUCACAUGAGAUACCUGAUCCGUACGAUGUACGCCGGCAUGGAGGUGGCAUGGGAAUCUGGCUAGCUAUCUGGUCAUGGUGCACUGUUGGCUCGAUCAGCAUUGGAUUUCUAAUUGGAGCACUCAUCAUUAGCGACACUUCCGUGGAUUGGGGGUUUUGGAUCUCGUCAUUGCUGCUGUUGGCAGUUAUUCUGCUCAAUCUCAUUGCGCCAGAAGUACGGCGAUCGGCAUUCCGGCGAACAAUCGCAGAAGUCAUUGGCGAGGGCAGAAGCUUCAGCAGGAUCGCUCGUGGCGAGAUCAAACUUCAUCUCACCGGGAACGGGCCGUACUGGUGGGGUGAAGAAGUUAUGGCCGCUCUGAGGCUAAGUUGGCGGAUGGCCAAGCAGCCAGGCUUGCUGGUACUGUCCAUUUAUGCUGCUUGGGUGUACGCACAAUUCACUCUGGUUUUAAUGUUGCUCGGAGCCUUAGCUUCCACUGAAUAUCACUAUCGUCCAGAAAAAGUUGGAUUAUGCGUUCUCUCUCUAGCAUUUGGAUCAGGUUUGGCAAUACCUUUCCAGAAAGCAUCUUGGCUGAGUCGUGCUCGGUACCACCGUCCCAGUACAGACAGCAUGACCUUCCAGAGGGCCAUGAUCUGGCGGUCGCAUACCGUUCGGCGGAUAUCCUUCACGGUUUUUCUCCCGCUUGUAGCAAUCGGAUACGCCUUGUCGUCAAGAAAGCCCCCAUUUCCAGUCGUCGUGCCAUGCGUGUUCGCCGCUUUUAUUGGAUGUGGCUCAAACUUGGCGAUUGCAGAAUGUUAUGCUCAAAUAAUGUUGACCUUCGACACAUCAGACUUGCAACCAGGCAUGACUGGGCGCCCUGUGCGGAGAUCAGUCAAAAGACGAAGAGGAGAAGAGCGCACAAAUUUCUCCUGCUAUCCACGAGUUAGUGCGGGCAUAGCCGUCACCCAGUUUCUGAAAUUCGUGUUCGGCGCGGUGGCCACGGGCAUUGGGGGUCGAGUGGAGCGAAGGUAUGGUGGUAUGCAGGCAGCCGGCAUCGUUGCAGGUGUACUCAUGAUCUUAACUCUUCUUCUCACUGUGGUACUCUUUAGACGGAAAAAUGUCCAGAUGAUCCCAGGUAUUCAGGAUCGGAGGAUGGAAAAGGCAGAGGAAGAAUGGGAACCUGUGAUUUUGGGUAACCCGGGUGGAUUGACCCGCAAGAUCAACGUCCUGGAGGCAGGUGAGUACACUCGAUGGUCGGAAAUUCGACGGCAAAAUCGGUUGACUUCUGAACAUGGGGUCACGUCGUGA
Messenger RNA from Fonsecaea pedrosoi CBS 271.37, 2514 nucleotides. RefSeq lists its product as uncharacterized. Gene Ontology annotation, biological process: transmembrane transport. NCBI's taxonomy places the organism in Eukaryota, Fungi, Ascomycota, Eurotiomycetes, Chaetothyriales, Herpotrichiellaceae. The coding region runs from base 1 to 2514 and encodes 837 amino acids. Gene Ontology annotation, molecular function: transmembrane transporter activity. The record is from RefSeq and is a predicted model, not a curated record. The transcript is spliced from 2 exons.